Messenger RNA from Fraxinus pennsylvanica, 684 nucleotides. The record is from the annotation of a GenBank genome assembly. Lineage: Eukaryota; Viridiplantae; Streptophyta; Magnoliopsida; Lamiales; Oleaceae.
AUGGAAAAGGGUAAAUCCAAAUCAUGUUUUUCUUCAACUAAGUCCCCAAAACUUGAAAGAAAAGUCGUUGAGAAGAACAGAAGAAAUCGGAUGAAGAUUCUCUACUCUGGCCUAUUCUCUCUAAUCCCAGAUCCCGGCUCCUUGCAAGGGAUGCCAUUACCUGAUCAAAUGAAUGAAGUUGUAACGUACAUCGAGAGCUUAAAGAUGAAGGUGGAGAAGAUGAAGGAGAAGAAGCAGUCACUGUUUUCAAGAAAAAGAUCACGUUCUUGUAUUACAAGUGAAUUUCAAGGCAACAGAAAGCCUUCACCACCUCUAGUAGAAAUUCACGAUAUGGGACCAAAUAUGGAUGUGAUAUUAGUUAGUGGGCUUGAUGAUUUAUCAAAAUUUUACAGCAUACUUCACUCACUUCAUGAAAAUGGUAUUGAAGUUGCCAAUGCAAAUUUUUCAAUACAUGGAAAUUCCACCAUCCAAAUCCUACAUGACAAGAUUUGGACAUCAAAAAUGGGAUUCGAAGUUACAACAAUGUCAAGAAGGCUCAAGCAUUUGAUCUGUGGAUCCACACAGAGUGAAGUAGAAUCAAAUAUAGAUUCUGAAAUCCAAUCAGAUAUUUGGGGAAUUGGAAUUCAAGACUUCAUCGAUCCUUGUAUGAGUUUGGAAUUUUAUCAAGAUUAUGAAUAUAUGUGA